AGCGAGGGAUGUCUCGGCAACAGCGUAUUCUGCAGCGUGACCUGUCCAGUGAGGAGGGGGUGGAGACGGCCAGCGGGGUUAUGGUUGAGAGGAAGAUGAGCCUGGAGAAGGGAUACCGCCGAGCCCUGGCCAAGGCCUUCCAGACCCACCCUCACCAGAUGGACUUCACCAAGCCAGACCAGGCAGUUAGCAUCAUCAAUGCAUGGGUCUCAGACCACACUGCAGGUGCCAUCCCUGAGUUCCUGGCACCUGGAUCUCUGACUGAUGAGACCCGCCUGGUCCUGCUUAAUGCUCUUCACUUCCAGGCUCUCUGGAAGGUUCCCUUUGAUCCCAGACUGACACAGGAGAGGAUGUUCCACUCUGCCAAUGGCAGCACUGUGCCCGUGCAUAUGAUGAGACUCACUAACCGUUUCAACUAUGGCGAGUUUGUGACUGCUGAUGGAGUGGACUAUGAUGUUAUUGAGGUCCCAUACGAGGGUGACUCACUGAGCAUGCUCCUGGUGUCACCCUUUGAGUCUGAUGUUCCACUGAGCACGCUCAGUGCGGAUCUGAACAGCCAGAAGAUUCAGCAGUGGAGAACGCAGCUGAAGAAUGUCAGGAGACAGCUGGCCAUUCCUAGGUUCACUCUGAACUCUGAGGUGAAUUUAAAGACUCCUCUGCUUAACAUGGGUCUGGGAGACAUGUUCAACCUUGCUACUGCUGACUUCACGCGCAUUACAUCUGAUGAGAGGCUGUGUGUGUCGAAGGUUCUGCAGAGAGUGAAGAUCGAGGUGAAUGAGCAAGGAACCAAGGGAGCAGCAGCCACAGCUGCUGUUAUGUUUUCUCGUAUGGCCGUGGAGGAAAUUACUCUGGACCGACCCUUCCUCUUCCUCAUCCAGCACAAACACACAGGUGCUCUUCUGUUCAUGGGUCAGUUCAACGAGCCUCAACAACAAUAAGCCACUCUGAAUACCUGCCUUCAUUCCACUGUGUCUGACUACUGCUGCUUGUGAUGGCCACACACGAUGACUGCACCAGUCUUCUUCAGACCAAUUCACUCAAAAUGUUUAUUUAUAAUGUGCUUAAUAGAACAAGACCGGGGCAAAGUAACACACAGAUUUAACAGGACCUUGGGAACAUGAUUGUCUCACAUAGUCUUCGAAAAGAGUACAUAUGUUUGCUGUUAAUUUAUUUCUCUGAAUUUUUGUGGAUAAGAAAGAAAGAAAUAUGAAGGAAAGUUCAUUAAUGAAGCAGUUUACUGUUGCACUUCACCAAUAUAGAUGUUGCUGCAGACAGACUGAUGGCUUCACAAGUACCAAGAAAAGAUGUAUUUUUAUCUUUUUUUACAAUUUCGAUAAUAAUGUCUAUUUUUGUUAUUGCCUUGUGAAGUUACAUUUGUAUUUUGCUGUAUUUAUAUUUAUUAAAGUACUAUGUUUUUACAAAGCUAUGGUCUCUGUGAUUACUGAGAUCUC
Morone saxatilis (striped sea-bass) is the source of this 1451-nucleotide messenger RNA. It is a transcript of the gene serpine1, whose product is annotated as serpin peptidase inhibitor, clade E (nexin, plasminogen activator inhibitor type 1), member 1. NCBI's taxonomy places the organism in Eukaryota, Metazoa, Chordata, Actinopteri, Moronidae. Gene Ontology annotation, biological process: negative regulation of endopeptidase activity; negative regulation of plasminogen activation; negative regulation of vascular wound healing. Gene Ontology annotation, molecular function: serine-type endopeptidase inhibitor activity. The record is from RefSeq and is a predicted model, not a curated record.